Molecule: messenger RNA, 6123 nt
Organism: Oncorhynchus masou masou (cherry salmon)
Lineage: Eukaryota; Metazoa; Chordata; Actinopteri; Salmoniformes; Salmonidae
Gene: rbm15b
Product: RNA binding motif protein 15B
Exons: 1
Coding region: 720-3263 (847 amino acids)
Biological process (GO): regulation of alternative mRNA splicing, via spliceosome
Cellular component (GO): nucleus
Molecular function (GO): mRNA binding
Source: RefSeq, a predicted model, not a curated record
UUUUUUUUUUCCUGAAUGUGACUGCACAGGGAGCUUCGGAAGAACUGCAUAAACAUAUUUCACUAAUGGGAGGCAUGUAUGUCAUUAAUGUAUGACUAAUAUAAGGAACUUCGUCUAACUUUUUCCUCGGAUGCAGGGUCAAAUUUCUACUGAGCUAUCUGAUUUUCUCUUUGAAUCAAUGUCACCGAUUGCGAGUCUAUUCCAGUAGGUUUGCGUGUUGACAAUGUGAAACAUAUUUUGCAGUGUGUAUGUACUGUUGUCAUUAGAAAUACACGCACCAUUUAUUUCAUUUUGGCAUCGUAUACGUUUCCACGAUACAGUUUACAUUUACAUGAUCCUGCCUAAUUAUGUAAUUUGUGUCGCAUAUUAUUUGCAAAAAUCGUGGUUAGGGGGAAUAUACGUCCUAUGCACGUCACGACCCCUCCCGCGACGUCGACUCAAACCCCUCCCAUUGGCGGAACGCCACAUUCCUUUUGUCCAAGAUGGCGGCGUUGAUGUCGGUUCUCUGAUAAUGUUUUUAAAUGUGUUUAUCCUUUUAAUUCACUAUAAAUGCAAAGUCUCAACGUUGCGGACAUUAGUUACAAGUUAGUAAAUCGUCCGUAUCUGCAACGUCUGAUUAAAAAUCGGGGUAUUGUAUUCCAGACCGGAUUGUUUCUACAGACACUGGCUGGCUAACUAGCUAACGUUACCUAGCUAAAAAGUUUGGGUAUCGUUUGAAAAUGAAACGACAGGCCGGGAGGGACUCCAGUCCUAGUCGGGCUUUAGCGAAACGAAUACGGGAAAGAGAGCGGGAACGAGACGGGCCACGGAGAGAGGACCUACCGCCCCCGCCUCUUGCCUUGCUGCUCGCUGAAAGCCGAAGGCAACAUGCUCGGAGCAGGAGCAGGGAACGAGAAAAGACGCGGCUUCGGGAGGAGCGCGGGGCCGCUGGAGACCCACUUCACCACCGACAACAACACCACGACCUCGGUCUGAUCGGCCGCCCCGCUCUCCGGACAACAGCCGCCCUGCCUAAAGGCAAAGCGGUGACCGAGCUACUGGGCCCCCGGGGGGGAGCGGGGGGGAAUCUGGAAUACAAAUCGUUGCUCAUUAGCAAUCUAGGCUCGGUGCUUUCUGACGAACAUGUUGAAGACGGACUGUUCCACGAGUUUAAAAAGUUCGGGGACGUUAGUGUGAAACUCUCUCACACUCCAGAGCUGGGCCGUGUUGCGUACGUUAAUUUCCGUCACCCGGAAGACGCUAAGGAGGCCAGACAUGCCAAGACCAGGUUAGUGCUGUAUGAUCGCCCCCUUAAAGUAGAGCCCAUGUACGUCCGUCGUCGCAGCUGCACGCCGCCGGAUGUGAGCUACAUUCCCAUUCAUGGCGCCUCAUAUCCCCCUUAUAGACAGAGGUCCCUCUCCCCAGGGGCAGGGGUUAGCAGUAUCAGAGACAUCCGAGCACUGAGACACUACCCUGUAGAGGGGUUGGGACUGAGCAGAGAGAGGGAGAGGAUCUUAGAUUACUAUGGUAUGUUGGAUGAGAGGGGGCGGCCAUACGGCCUGCCAGUACCCGAGCACGAAGACAUAAAGCCAGAGGAUGAUGCGAGGGCGUGUAGGAACCUGUUCAUUGGCAACCUGGAUCACAACGUCACCGAGGGUGAGCUGAGGAGAGGCUUCGAUAAGUACGGCAUCAUUGAGGAAGUUGUGAUUAAACGACCGGCGCGCGGUCAGGGUGGAGCCUACGCUUUCCUCAAGUUCCAGAACUUAGACAUGGCUCACCGGGCUAAGAUAACCAUGCAGGGCCGCGUGAUCGGUGGGAACCCGGUGAAGAUUGGCUACGGUAAAGCCAACCCCACCACGAGACUCUGGGUAGGUGGCCUCGGCCCUACCAACUCCCUAGCAACACUAGCCCGUGAGUUUGACCGCUUCGGCAGCAUCCGAAACAUAGACUAUGUGAAAGGAGACAAUUUUGCCUAUAUUCAGUAUGAAAGCUUGGACGCCUCACAGGCCGCCUGUGCCCAGAUGAGAGGUUUCCCCCUGGGAGGCCCAGAGCGGAGGCUGAGGGUGGACUUCGCCAAGGCGGAGGAGCCCCUGCCUCGUAGCUACCCAGCAGGGUACCAGCCCCCUGUGCCCCUGCCUGCCCACCUGGACUUGCUGCCAGAGGGUUAUGGCGGGAGGCACCGCGACUGCAGCCUGGAGAGAGAGCUCCGUGCCAGGGACCGCUCGCCCCCCUCACACGCCCUGUUCACCCAGCGGGAGAGAGAGAGGGCUCUGCUGGACAGGGACAGGGGAGACAGAGAGUUCACCAGCCCAACCAAGAGCCUAGAGCGUAGGGGGGGUGAAGCAUUUGGGGGAUCCCGUGGAGGGCGGGGGGACCGAGCGGCCCGGAGCCGCAGCCGAGAGCGCUGGCUGAAGGAGAGGGACGCAGCGCGGGCUGGGGGGGAGAGACGGAGACGCUGCAGUCUCUCCCUAGACAGGCCCUCUCAGGAGAAGGAGAGAGGCAGGUCCAAGGUGAGGGGAGGAGGACCAGCCUCUCCAGAGGACAGCCCAGACAGAGCCAGGGUCAGAGCCCCAGACUCCACCACCGAGCCCAGGGGACAGAGCCCCGACAGCAGCCGCCACUCCAACGAGGACCGGGGUGGGGGUCUGAAGACCGGCGGGGACAGGGAAAAGGAACGCAACCACAGAAAUGUGAGCGACAACAACCACACAUUGUCUGACACGCCUAAUAAAGACCCUAAGACACUCAGUACGCUGUCAGAGUAUGCUGCCACCCUCACCAAAGCCUGGCACGGUCACUUCGCCCUGAAGAACUCCUGCUUCCCUACUAACAUGCACCUGCUGGAGGGAGGCUCCGGGUUCUUCCACUCUGUCAUGAAGGACCACCAGGCCAAGGGGAAACUGACCCAGCUGAAGAUCGCCCAGCGACUGAGGAUGGACCAGACCAGGCUGGACGAGGUCACCAGGAGGAUUAAGCAUGGUGGCUCCGAGGGCUACGCUGUUCUCCUGGCCCUCCAGGGCCCCAUCGACCGCGAGGCCCCUCCACCUGAACCAGGCCUACAGAUCAGACUCCUCCGUCACCUGGUCACCUACCUGAGGAACAAGGAGGCUGCAGGUGUGAUCAGUCUACCUGUAGGUGGGGCUAAGGAGGGGGGAAAGGGGGGCAUGCUGUAUGCCUUCCCCCCCUGUGACUUUUCCCAGCAGUUCCUCCAGACCCCUCGCAGGACUUUGGAGAAUCUGGAUGAAGAGCACCUGGUGGUUGUGAUUGUUUAUGACUCUGCCUAACUAAGACAGAAGUCACCUCUCUGUCUAUAGUGUUAGCUGUCAUUUCUUUCUCCAUGUCAACAACACACUGAGCUCUGAGCAAGGAAAUAGUAGUGAUUGUCAAUAGCUAAUGAAGUAAAACACCACUUUCUGUCUCUGUAAUGGCUGUUUCACUUCCGUGUAAAGGGACUGAAGUGUUGUAGACAGACACCUCGUCCUCUCUCUGGGGGGGUUCCUAUGUCCCUCUCUACGGAACCUAUGCCCCUAACAGACAGUGUCACUACAAACAGAGACUGAGCUGCUGUCACUCCAAGCAAGGGAUCCUUUGAGACAUACUGACAGACUUUGUAUUAAAAUACUGGAGGUAUGACGGGACAGACAUUUUGUCUGCAUUUCUUGAAGUGAAACACUACAACUGAGUGAGGGAUUGUUUAUUUUUUUGGGAACUAAACUGACCAAGCAGUAUAUCUAAAGGCUUCUUCUACAACAGGACUAUGUGUCAUAUGAUAUGAUUGUAUGUUUGUUGUUUUUUAUUUGACCAUUCCAGAAGUUCCACCUUCAUUUGAGAAUUGUGUGCUCUGAUUGGCUGUUGCAUGCAGGAAGUUGUUUUGUUGUACAGAUUUUACCCUCCAACCGGUGGUCAAGUUCCACUCCUAUUUACUGGCUAUUGAUUUUAAACCGUUGUUGUUUUGAAGUAUUGUUUCAGCUAUAGAUAUGAUUUGUUAACAGUUCUGUCUUGGUCCUAAUGUGGUAUUAUACAGUUCAUGGCUGGUUUAGUUUAGCUCUUUUUUCUUUUUUUUUUUUAAAUGUACUGAAUGAGCCUAAAGCUCUAAUUUGCGAAUGAUUUUGACAUAGAGAAAAGGGUCGUCGGUCCUCUCUUGUUGAUGCAACACUGUUGCGGUUGUAAGGCAGAAUGAGCUUCCUCUACAAUUUAUUUAAAUCAUCUGGUUUUUUUUGUUCUUUUGUUCUUUCUUUUUUUUAAUCACAGAACAUGAAAUACAAAUCCACCCACUGAUAUGUUGGAGUCAGUUCAAUUUCUCCAUGCUGUGUCUUUGAGCUGUGUGUUGUAACACUGAGGUACAUGUUCUAUUCAUCUAUAGUUUGGGUGCUUUAAACAUGUCUGUCUGUUUGAAUCAUACUGGGCCAUUUUAAUGGUUAUUUGAAGAAAACACCGGAAUGAAUGGACUAACUCUUAGUAGUAGUAGAAUAGUUAAAAUAAAAAGUGUCAGACCGGUGUUAGUUAAAAGGAAAAGUGUUUGUCACUACAUAACAUCAGACUGGUGUUAGUUAAAAGGAAAGGUGUUUGUCACUACAUAACAUCAGACUGGUGUUAGUUAAAAGGAAAAGUGUUUGUCACUACAUAACGUCAGACUGGUGUUAGUUAAAAGGAAAAGUGUUUGUCACUACAUAACAUCAGACUGGUGUUAGUUAAAAGGACAUAACAUCAGACUGGUGUUAGUUAAAAUGAAAGGUGUUUGUCACUACAUAACAUCAGACUGGUGUUAGUUAAAAGGACAUAACAGGUGUUUGUCACUACAUAACAUCAGACUGGUGUUAGUUAAAAGGAAAGGUGUUUGUCACUACAUAACAUCAGACUGGUGUUAGUUAAAAGGAAAGGUGUUUGUCACUACAUAACGUCAGACUGGUGUUAGUUAAAAGGAAAAGUGUUUGUCACUACAUGACAUCAGACUGGUGUUAGUUAAAAGGAAAGGUGUUUGUCACUACAUAACAUCAGACUGGUGUUAGUUAAAAUAACAGAACAUCAGACUGGUGUUAGUUAAAAGGACAUAACAUCAGACUGGUGUUAGUUAAAAGGAAAAGUGUUUGUCACUACAUAACAUCAGACUGGUGUUAGUUAAAAGGACAUAACAUCAGACUGGUGUUAGUUAAAAGGACAUAACAUCAGACUGGUGUUAGUUAAAAGGACAUAACAUCAGAUUGGUGUUAGUUAAAAGGACAUAACAUCAGAUUGGUGUUAGUUAAAAUAACAGAACAUCAGACUGGUGUUAGUUAAAAUAACAGAACAUCAGACUGGUGUUAGUUAAAAGGACAUAACAUCAGACUGGUGUUAGUUAAAAGAACAGAACGUCAGACUGGUGUUAGUUAAAAGGACAUAACGUCAGACUGGUGUUAGUUAAAAGGACAUAACAUCAGACUGGUGUUAGUUAAAAGAACAGAACGUCAGACUGGUGUUAGUUAAAAGGAAAAGUGUUUGUCACUACAUAACAUCAGACUGGUGUUAGUUAAAAUGACAUAACAUCAGACUGGUGUUAGUUAAAAGGACAGAACAUCAGACUGGUGUUAGUUAAAAGGAAAGGUGUUUGUCACUACAUAACGUCAGACUGGUGUUAGUUAAAAGGACAUAACAUCAGAUUGGUGUUAGUUAAAAGGAAAGGUGUUUGUCACUACAUAACAUCAGACUGGUGUUAGUUAAAAGAACAGAACGUCAGACUGGUGUUAGUUAAAAAGAACAGAACGUCAGACUGGUGUUAGUUAAAAAGACAGGUGUUUUUUUGCUUCCCAAACAGCACCCUACGGCCUGCGUGGGGCCCUGGUCAACCGUAGUGCUGUACGUAGGGAAUACGUCUCCAUUUGGGACUCUGGCUUUGUCACCCACAUGAGACUGGUUUUCGACGCUACUACCGAAUGCAAAGUUUCUUUAAACAACCAACAGAGAAUGAGAUCUAUGGUUUGUUUUGUUAUUCUGUUAUGUGAACUAUGCGAUGCUGACCAAUUUACAUGACUUUGUCACAUGGUAGGACACUACCCAUUUUCAAUGGGGUUUGUAUACUUACUUAAACCAACCAGUCCAUUUGAUCGUUUUCUCUGUUGUUUCAACAUGUAUGAAAAAUGAAAUUAAACGUUUUUUUCUCUUUUUAAA